Coccinella septempunctata (seven-spotted ladybird) is the source of this 1688-nucleotide messenger RNA. RefSeq names its product cAMP-dependent protein kinase catalytic subunit 3 (gene Pka-C3). Gene Ontology annotation, biological process: protein phosphorylation. The record is from RefSeq and is a predicted model, not a curated record. Gene Ontology annotation, molecular function: ATP binding; protein serine/threonine kinase activity. The transcript has 6 exons. Lineage: Eukaryota; Metazoa; Arthropoda; Insecta; Coleoptera; Coccinellidae. The coding region runs from base 246 to 1286 and encodes 346 amino acids.
AUCGCACUUGUAGGUCAGAACCCAUAAACAACUAGACGUACAACAAUUAUUAAUAGAGCAAGCGCGCGCCUUUCAAAGUUUUGGUUUCUCUCAGAUACACGCGCGAACACCGCUCGCUACCAGUCUAACGCAGGUUCUUCCACCGGCACGCAGAAGUGACUUAAGUCGAGAAAGCCGCAAGUUCUUCCUUACUGAAUCGGCUGUUAUGACCUGAAAUCGUUCAUCUUUCACCUUUCUUCUUCGCAAUGACGGCGACUUACGAAUAUCGAGGCAGGCAGGAGAGCAUGGAGACUGUCAGAUCUUUGUCGCCUAAACGCGACUGUUUUCCCGAGAGGGACUACGACAUCGAUGAUUUUUCCAUUCUGAAGACGAUUGGGACAGGAACGUUUGGCAGGGUCCUGCUGUGCCGCAACAAAUUAACAGACCAAUACGGUGCCAUGAAAAUAUUGUGUUUAUCGGAUGUCAUCCGACUGAAGCAGGUGGAACAUGUGAAAAACGAAAAGCAUAUACUGGAGGAGAUCAAGCAUCCUUUCAUCGUUAACAUGUUGUGGUGCGAUCGAGAUGACAUCUGUAUAUACAUGCUGUUCGAGUACGUAUGUGGUGGGGAGCUCUUCUCUUACCUCCGAAAUGCGGGUAGAUUUGGUGUGAACACUGCGAUUUUUUAUAGUUCAGAAAUAAUACUAGCGUUAGAAUAUUUACAUAGUAAGAGUAUAGUGUACAGAGACUUGAAGCCGGAGAAUUUAUUGCUGGAUAGAGAGGGCCAUUUGAAGAUAACCGAUUUCGGUUUCGCCAAAAAGCUGACAGACAGGACAUGGACUCUAUGUGGAACACCUGAAUAUCUGGCGCCGGAAAUCAUACAGAGUAAAGGACAUAACAAGGCUGUGGACUGGUGGGCACUAGGUGUUCUUAUAUACGAAAUGCUGGCCGGUUAUCCUCCGUUCUACGAUGACAAUCCUUUCGGAAUAUACGAAAAAAUCCUUGGAGGGCGGAUAGAAUGGCCGAAGCAUUUUGACCCCGUUGCAAAGGACCUCAUAAAGAAACUUCUAGUGCAGGACAGGACCAAAAGGCUUGGCACUAUGAAGAGCGGGGCUGAUGACAUAAAAAGGCACAGGUGGUACAAGGGACUAAACUGGCAUGAAGUUCUGAAUAGAAAAUUGGAGCCUCCUAUUCUGCCCAAAGUUUCAUCAGAUAGUGACACAAGCAACUUCGACGACUAUCCUGAGGGCGAUUGGAAAUCAGCAAGAGCACUUGAAGAUGGCGAAUUGAAACAGUUCGAAGAUUUUUGAAAGGGAAUACCUUCGAGAUGAAGGUAAAGCGUUUUAUUAGGAAAUAGCUCAGAUUGAGGCGGAUUGAGAAAUAGAGAGCUCAAAGCCAUAUCAAGUGCCGCUAAAAUUGGCUUAGAAAAUCAGGAUUCUGAAUCUUUUUUAUAAUAACACAUCCAUAGUUUUUAAGGGUUGCCUUUAUUAACGUUUGAAGUCUAAAUACUGUGAUAUAAUAAUAAAAUGAAUGUUGAGAUUUGUUGUUUUUAGAACUUAGUGUCAUGGCUAGUGGAGUAAAGUCAAUAUAUGUUUGAAAUUAUCUUAUUCAUUUAUUGAAUGUAUAUUGUUGUCCUCUGAACUGCCAAAUGAAUGUUUGUAUAUUUUUGUCUUUUAUAGAAACCACUUUUUUAAUAAAUUGCCACAAACAAA